AUGACCGAAGCAAUGGCCGAUGUCGACUCCAUCGUCAAGGGCGCCCCCGUCUCGCUGCCGCCAGGCGACCUGUCGUCAGGCACCGCCAGCGCAAGCGGCAGCGACGACGAACGUGAUAACAACACCAAUCUCAAGGGAAAAUCGCUCCUGCAACACCGUCCGGGCGACCCCCUCAGCCACACGCCGUCGUCGCCGUCCAUGAUCUACCUCAACCUGCUGAUCCUCGAGGCCUCGCUGCGCGCACAGUACCUAGAGCUGCGGGCACGUCGCAGACAUCACACAUUCUUCCUGUCGCUGCUAACGGCGUGGACCGCUUUCUUCGGCUACGCCCUGUUUCUGGCGCCGCGCGAGGACGGCCGCGGUGUUGGCGGUUCCGUCUACUGGGCCGUCGAGACCGCCGAACGCAUGUGCUUCCUCGCUGGCAUCGUCACUGCACUGCUCGUGUGGGUGACGGGUAUUUGGGAGCGGGGUAUUCGUUGGCCGCGACGCUGGUUCGCUGUGUCGAAUCGGGGUCUGAGAGGAUUCAACUGCAAGCUGGUGCUGCUGAGACAGCCGUGGUGGAAGGAAGCUCUCAGCACCAUCGGCUGGUUUCUGACAUAUGGUUUGUUCUCCGACAACGGAAGCUCGUACCGCUGGGUUGACCCGGCAUUGGUACGCGAGGUCGACCGCGAGAUGAAUCUGGAUAAGGACACACACCCGGCCGUCAACGUUGGUCACUGGGAUGCCGAGAAGGGGGGACAUGAAGAGGAUUUAGCACCUGGAGGCGAUUACGUCAAGCUGCUGCUUCUUGCCAAGCCCUUCUCGCCCACCUUCCGCGAGAAUUGGGAGCUCUACCGCGCAGAGUACUGGGAGAAGGAGAACGAGCGCCGUGCCCGGCUGCGCGCCAAGCUCAAGGAGCGCGACCGCCAGCUGCGCAAGCAGAAGUACGGCUGGCUGUGGUGGCUUCCGUGGCGUCGCAUCCCCGACCGGCCUCCGGCAACAACACAAACUUCCGCAGUGGCUGAGAAAGCCCAACACCCACGCCACGCAGCUGUCGCGGCUGAGCACAAGCGCGCCCGGAGCGGCAGCAUACGUCGGGGCAGCAUGUCGCGCGGCACUUCUGGGUCAGCCGCGGCGGCAUUGCUGGAUGGAGAGAAGAAAGGGGGAAGCAGCACAUCGAGCAGCGCGUCGGAGAACAAAAAGAGGAAGAAGCUGGGGCCGGGAAGCAAGGGGCGGCAGCGAGAGCGCGGCGAACGGGAGCGUGAGUCUCGGUCGGCUACGCCCGAAGUACCGUCGCCGCUGAGUCGCGAGAGCAGUGUGGCUGAUGCCGCGUAG
Molecule: messenger RNA, 1314 nt
Organism: Thermochaetoides thermophila DSM 1495
Lineage: Eukaryota; Fungi; Ascomycota; Sordariomycetes; Sordariales; Chaetomiaceae
Exons: 1
Coding region: 1-1314 (437 amino acids)
Biological process (GO): nuclear envelope organization
Cellular component (GO): Nem1-Spo7 phosphatase complex
Molecular function (GO): protein phosphatase regulator activity; phosphoprotein phosphatase activity
Source: RefSeq, a predicted model, not a curated record